Molecule: messenger RNA, 1991 nt
Organism: Octopus sinensis (East Asian common octopus)
Lineage: Eukaryota; Metazoa; Mollusca; Cephalopoda; Octopoda; Octopodidae
Exons: 1
Biological process (GO): triglyceride biosynthetic process
Cellular component (GO): plasma membrane
Molecular function (GO): diacylglycerol O-acyltransferase activity; long-chain-alcohol O-fatty-acyltransferase activity
Source: RefSeq, a predicted model, not a curated record
AUCUUUUUGGUUUUUUUUUCUUCUUGCAGGCCUCACUGUAGAAAUGGAUAGGUAGCCUUUGGCGUAUGUAUGACCACCACCAGAUGGCAGCACGCCUAUCACAAUAUGGUGGCCAUGGCAAUGAUUCCCGCACCCUUUGGUCAAAACAAGAGCAGCAGCAACAGCAGCAUCAGCAGCAUCAGUCACAUUAUGUGCAGCAGCAAACUCGACCACAGCUGCAGCAGAGUGUGCGCGACUCUUCGUCAUACCAACCCAUGAAACGAGAUGACUUUGACCAUCGGCCCGUCUCCGUCACAAGUCAUACAUCUAGUGAAACUGAAGACUCCCAAAACCGAGACAGUCUGACCACUGUUCUCUUACCCUCGUCACCGCUGGCAUCCUCAGGUAAACCUGGAAGAAGGGACCAGGUAUCGAUUGAUCUCUCCUCCUUACCAGACAUAAACUCUGAACGUGCUCGCUUUCGUACCCUUGAAGAAAGUCGACGACAGAUCUUUACAAAACGAUUCCCGAGUGCUCCUUACAAACCCAUCAAACCCCUCACACGCAAACCAUUCUGCCUCACAUUCUGGAGCAGUCUCCUUUUCUUCUUUGCUGCUCUCCUCACUUUUUUUCCAUUCUAUGCCAUCAUCUUUGCCUUCUUUCCCAUCUGUGUUUUUCUCAAGAUGGUACUCGCUACAUGUUGCUGCUGUUGCCAAGACUCUCAUGCAUGCACAUGCUGUUGUGCAACACAUCUGACAACGCAUGAAAAAAUGUGGCUACGAUCGCCACCGCUGAACAGCGCUGUGAUCCAGUGCCUUCUCGUGGUCGAGCAUGGUCUGGACACGCCCACAAUCAAGGAUCUUCUCUACACACGGUUAAUUAUUGCUGAAAAACGGCGCAACCAAGCCACCUUUCCACGUCUUGUGCAGAAGGUGGUUCCAUUCUGCACUGGAUAUGCAUGGGUCUACGAUGAAGACUUCAACCUAGAAAACCACAUUCAUACUUUAUCGGACUUCAUACAUACUGAGGAAGAGUUACAGGACUUUGUGUCGGAAAUGGCCAGCAAAGAACUAAACAUGAAUCAUCCGUUGUGGGAGGUGCAAAUUAUCCAUAAUUUUGGACCGAGCAGAGACACCCUAAUCCUGUUUCGGAUCCACCCUUGUAUGUCUGAUAGCACAAGUCUUGUUAGAGUUUUUUUGAAGGCUUUUGUUGAUAAUCAACCUAACCUUAGUCCCACUCGCCACCUGCCCAAGGGUAGGAUGUGCAUGAACUAUAUUGGUGGAAUUUUCACAGGUCCACUGGUGUUUUUACAGAAAUGGCUCUGUACAAAAUCAGAUCUAAAUCUAUUGCAUGGCAACCAUGUUCAUUUGUCGGGUCGCAAAAUCGUGGCCUGGUCCCAACCUUUUAGUCUCUCUGUAGCUACCCGUGUGAAACAGAUUGCUCGAUGCACACUCAAUGAUCUCUUUAUGUCGCUGGUGGCAGGAGGGUUACGGUCCUACCUGCAGCAGAACGGUAUCGAGAACCCGUUUAACCUGAAGUGCAUCAUUCCAGUGAACAUGCAGGUGUGCACCAACAACAUGAGCAAUCAUUACGUGUUUAUAAACAGCACAAUUCCAACAAACACUGAAGGUGCAAUUCCCCGCUUGUGGCAUGUUAAGUGCAGCAUGGCAAAAUUUAAAAAGUCAUCUGAGUACCUUGUGUUGAAUGGUGCCAUGUGGUUAAGUAGUUGUAUGUUGCCAGAAAGCUGGCAUGAUCGCGUCUGGUCAACGAUUAAUAAUCACUGUACAUGCCUCAUCUCAAACAUGGCAGGGCCUGAGAAUGUGCUCACACUUGACACGAAGGUCAUACGUAGCAUCAUGUACUGGAUGCCGACGCCUGACCAAGUGCCCAUCGCAAUAUCAUUCUUCACCUACGCUGAACAGAUACGUAUGGCUGUGAUAGGGGAUCGUUCUGUGCUUCCUAACCCAGAAUUCCUCACCAAAUAUUUUGUGUUUCAGGUGAGUAGCAAUUUU